UGGUGCUGGGUCUUACGCUCUCUUUCAGUCGUUUGUCGUCCCAGCGCCCCAAGACACGCGUGGUGUGUGGUUUGCACUCGAUAACUAUCCACAAAGCACGCCCGUCAUUUGCCAUUACGAACCCGUGAAAGUUCAGCCCUUGCAAGCUCUCUUAACGCCUGGCAGAGUCCACGAUGGCCAUCAUCCUGUACGGAGACGAGGUGAGCCCGCCCGUGCGCGCCGUCAUGCUGGCCUGCAAGGCCCUCGGCAUCAACUACGAGUUCAAGAAAGUCAGCGUCAUGAACGGCGAUCACAAAAAGCCGGAGUUCAUCAAGAUCAACCCACUGCACACAAUCCCAACCGUCCAGGACGGUGACUUCAUCAUCUAUGACAGUCAUGCCAUCGUCACUUACCUUGCCGACAAGGUAAGCAGCGACAGUUGGUAUCCUAAGGACAUCAAGAAGAGGGCUAUUGUGACCCAGCGCCUGCACUUUGACAACAGCGUUCUCUUUACCAGGCUCAGACACCUGCUGGAGCCCUUGGCCGGCGGGGCCACUGCCUACGACCCAGAAAGGACCAUGAAGUUGGUUGAGGCCCUGGAGUUUCUGGCCAGGUUGAUCCAGGAGGGAGGCUGGCUUACCGGAGACAAGCCCACCAUCGCCGACGUCUGUGCCGCCGCCAACGUGUCCUCCAUCCUGGCUGUUCUACCCCCCGCCGAUGUCCCAGAAAAAGUGGCAGUGUGGUUCAAGAAGUGCGAAAAAGAACUACCAGAGUUCCAAACCACCAACAAACCAGGAAAUGACGCCCUUGGUAAUUUUGUACAAUCCAAGCUGAAGUAAAACGGUGGCUCAAAAUAAGGACUGGGAAAAAAAACUGUCGCCAUCUUUUGGUAUGUUGUUUCUCGAAUAUCAAAACGCUUAAAUAGGACCCAAUACAAUAAAGUGAUAAUGCUGAGGAACAAAUGUCAAAGAAAGUAUGUUACACAUUAGGAAGUUUUCAGAUUUUAUUCUUAAAAAAAUACCUUUUUUAGUAAUCUUAACAUCAUUACUUCACAGUCAGUAUCAUUAUAACAUAAUUAAAUAUCACAUAUCAUUUAGUGGUAAAGCAAAAACCACAUAUACAAUGAGGGAUCAUUUUUGUUUUUUAAAAUAUGUAACAGCAACAGUAUGUUUAUAUUAUAAUGAAACAGGAACAUCAAAUAAUUGUAACAGUUCAACCUCAUAAAUAUGUACAAAAAUAUGUUGAAUGCGGAACUACUUUGAAGUGGAGAAUGAUUUACACUGCAGCAAUGUCAGUGAUCUUAAUCAUCAAUAAAGACUUACAUUGAUAAA
Molecule: messenger RNA, 1310 nt
Organism: Frankliniella occidentalis (western flower thrips)
Lineage: Eukaryota; Metazoa; Arthropoda; Insecta; Thysanoptera; Thripidae
Product: glutathione S-transferase 1-like
Exons: 6
Coding region: 174-818 (214 amino acids)
Biological process (GO): glutathione metabolic process
Molecular function (GO): glutathione transferase activity
Source: RefSeq, a predicted model, not a curated record